This is a messenger RNA of Drosophila gunungcola (fruit fly), 1312 nucleotides long. Its product is annotated as galactose mutarotase. The record is from RefSeq and is a predicted model, not a curated record. Gene Ontology annotation, biological process: glucose metabolic process; beta-D-galactose catabolic process via UDP-galactose, Leloir pathway. The transcript has a single exon. Gene Ontology annotation, molecular function: aldose 1-epimerase activity; carbohydrate binding. NCBI's taxonomy places the organism in Eukaryota, Metazoa, Arthropoda, Insecta, Diptera, Drosophilidae. Bases 110 to 1213 code for a protein of 367 amino acids.
UUGGAUGCGUGAAUCAGUAGAGAGAUUGUGCUUUUGGAAGCUCUUUAAAAUCAUUCGCCAGAGCAAAGCAUUCUAAAUUUAAGUUGUUUCCCUCUAGGCAUUUGGCAAAAUGGUGCGCGUGAUCGAGGACAUGUUCGGCAUCGCCGUCAACCCGAUGACCCAGAAGACGGACCGGGUCCGGCGCUUCACGCUGAGCACGGAGCGCGGCAUGUCGGUGUCGAUCCUGACCCUGGGCGCCGUCAUCCAGGCACUGAAGGUGCCCGACUUCAACGGCAAGCUGGAGGACGUGUGCCUGGGCUACGACGACGUGGCGGGCUACUACCGCAACCAGCCCUACUACUUCGGGGCCACCACCGGCCGGGUGGUCAACCGGACUGCCCGCGGGCGCUUCCAGCUCUGCGGCAAGGAGGUGAGUGUGAGCCGCAAUGUGCGGGACCGGCACCAUCUGCACGGCGGAUUUGUGGGCUUCGACAGCGUCAUCUGGGACGUGGUGGGCGUGCACAAGGAUGGGGUCACCCUGCAGCACAUCUCGCCGGACGGACACGAGGGCUAUCCGGGCGAGCUGACCACCAACAUCAACUUCUCGCUAAACGAGACGGGCUGCUUCGGGAUGCGGAUCGAGGCGCGGACGAAGGCCACCACGGCGGUGAACAUCUCGAAUCACAGCUACUUCAACCUGGCCGGCCACGGAGCGGGCAAGGAGGCGCUCUACCAGCACAUGGUGAUGGUCAAGGCCCAGAAGAUCGUGGACGUGGACCAGGAGCUCCUGCCCACCGGCAAGCUGAUGCGCGUGCGCACCACGCCGUACGACUUCUCCAGCCUGGUCAGUCUGGGCAAGCGGCUCAACCAGGUGAGCUCCUGUCCGCUGGGCGGCUUCGACAACAACUUCUGCGUGGACGUCGCGCCCAACCGGGUGCAGUUGGUCGCCAGGGUGGUGCAUCCGUGCAGCGGCCGCUUCAUGGAGGUGCACACCAACCAGCCGGGCCUGCAGUUCACCACGGCCAACAAUCUGCCGGACGAGGACCGCGGGGACGUCCCGAAUGUGGGCAAGGACGGGGCUCACUACGUCCGCCAGGGAGCCUUCACCAUGCAGACGCAGAAGUAUCCGGACGCCAUGAACCACUGCGACUUCCCCACGAUCGUGCUGAAUCCCGGCCAGCUGUACGACCACCAGGUGGUCUAUCGCUUUGGCGCCUGCCCCAAGCGCGUUUAGAUGGAGCAGAACGUGGGAAUGGAAGCUCCGCAUUUUGCCACUUUAAAUUCAAAUUAGAAGUGUGAGUGUCCUUAUUGACAACCCUAAAUAAAAUUUUAU